Molecule: messenger RNA, 1668 nt
Organism: Micromonas commoda
Lineage: Eukaryota; Viridiplantae; Chlorophyta; Mamiellophyceae; Mamiellales; Mamiellaceae
Product: equilibrative nucleoside transporter family
Exons: 1
Coding region: 1-1560 (519 amino acids)
Biological process (GO): nucleoside transmembrane transport
Cellular component (GO): plasma membrane
Molecular function (GO): nucleoside transmembrane transporter activity
Source: RefSeq, a predicted model, not a curated record
AUGGCGCGCGACGCGUCGACCUCGGACCACCUCCUCGGGGAUGCCGACGCGGAUCCCGAACGCCCGGACGACGACCGCCCCCGCGACGACCGCUUUGGGCUGUGCUACAUCGUCUUCCUCCUCGCCGGGGCUGGCACCAUGUUCCCCUGGAACGUGUUCAUCACGGAGCGCGCGUACUUCGACGUCCGCCUCUUCGCGCCGCCGUUCACCCCCGCGCUGGCCGACAGCUUCGAGAGCGUGUUCGGCGUGGUGUACCUGCUCACCAACGCGUGCGCGCAGUACGCGAUGGUGGUGACCGGCGUCGCGAACAGGCUCUCGCCCGGGGCGAUGCUGACCGCGCCGCUCUUCGCCAUGGCCGUCCUACUCGCGCUGACGGGUUGCAUCACGUACGCGAGGCGCAUGAGCGGCGAUGCCACGAUGGCAAUCACCCUGGUCACGCUCAUGACACUCGGCGUGCUCACCGCGCUCGUGCAGGCCGGAAGCUUCGCCCUGGCGUCCGUCUUGCCGCCGGUGUACAACCAGGCCAUCAUGUCCGGCCAGGCCGUCGCCGGCAUCGCGACGGCGGUCAUCGCGCUCCUCUCCACCGCGGCCGGGAGAUCAGGGGACGACGACGCGUCGGACGAAGAGGCGGACGCCAUCGCGGCGCAGGCGGCGGCGUACUUCUUCACCUCGGCGCUCGCGGUGUUCGGGUGCGCGGCGUCGACUCGGUUCCUGGAACGCAUCCCGUUUUACGCAGCCGCGGCGGCGAGGGCGGCACAGCUGUCGGGGCCCAACCGGAGGGGCAUGGGAUCCGCGCCGUCGCACCACAGGUUAGACAGCGACGCGACGACGGUGCCGCUGCUGGACCCGUGGGGGGACGGCGACGGGGACGAGACGGCGGAGGAGGACGACGGGGAGGACGAGGACGACGGGGAGGCGGCGGGGACAGCCGGGGACGGCAGGUGGUUCUACCGCCUGGCCGUCGCGCUCACGUUCACCGUGACCCUGUGCGUGUUCCCCGCGGUCACCAGCUCCGUUUGCAGCGCCGCGAACGGCGCGACGUCGCCCCCGUGUUUGCGACGACCCGAGCGGGGCACGUCGCGGCUCCUCGGCGACUUGUUUGUGCCGACGCUCUUCCUGGUGUUCAACGUCGGGGACCUUUGCGGGCGCGCCUUCGCGAACGUGUAUCCUCGAACGACGACGACGACGACUUCGUCAACGACGACGGGUGCGACGACUUCGUUAACGACGGGUGCGGCGCCUGGCGGCCGUUCCGUGUUUGCGUGCGCGCUGGCGAGGUUCGCGCUCGUGCCGCCGCUGUGGGCGUGCAACGUCGUCGUCCCGGGGAGGUGGCGCUUCCCGAGGUUCCUCGCGGGCACCGACGUCGCGCCGGCGCUGCUCGUGGCGGCGCUGGCCUUCACCAACGGGCACCUGGCGUCGGUGUGCAUGAUGUACGGACCUUCGCGGUUGGUACCGCGGGAGAGGGCGGAGGAAGGGGUGAAGAUGUCGUUCGCGUGCAUCGCGGGUUUGGGCGCCGGAUCCGUCGCGAGCUUCGCUCUUUACUCGCUGUUGCAGUCAUGAGGGUGACUUAUCAUAGGGAGACUAUCAUCAUGUGGUGACGAAUCGUCGCACACGCACGAUGCACGUAGGUCAAUCAUCAUAACAACACGGUAGGUAGUAGGACACAAA